Molecule: messenger RNA, 4398 nt
Organism: Amyelois transitella
Lineage: Eukaryota; Metazoa; Arthropoda; Insecta; Lepidoptera; Pyralidae
Exons: 6
Coding region: 234-2441 (735 amino acids)
Source: RefSeq, a predicted model, not a curated record
CCGUCCCGCGGCCGGCCAGCGUUUAGCCGACCGUCCGCAAGGCAACGCAUCCGAACGAACGAAACGCAACCAUACACGCACCAUUGACACGCGCCCGUGUUUACAAAACUAUUGUUCCUAUUACAUAAAAAUAUUUUUUUUUUGGUGAAGUGAUUCGAAUUUGGAUUAUUUUCUAUUUUUCGCCUGGGGCGAGACUGAUUGCUGCAUGCUGACUCAACUGUUACUGACGCGUCAUGGCUGAGAAUGGGUACGGGCCGGCGAUGGCCGGGCACAUGGGCAGAAUACCCAACUUCGGGAAAACUCAAGUCAAUCCUAUGGGGACUGCAGAACCACCAGCAUGCAUCCAAAACGCAAUGAUGACAAAGGAUAAAAAGCCCUUUACGUACACACCUGGCGGUCUCGACUUGUCUCAAAUAAAGACACCAAGCAUGGCGAGAAGAAUGGCACGACAGCGGUCAUUGGAAGAACAGGAGCAGGCUUAUGCCCAGCAAAAUACUGGCCCUAGGUACAACCCCCAAGGGGGCCCUGCUCCCCCACCGCCACCACCUCACAUGCCAGCCCCUCCUCCACCACCACCUCCGAUAGUCAUCCAGGUUCCUGAUUCAAAGUCCCCUAAACCUGUAGCUCCUGGUGAAAGACCUGAAAUUGUCAUUCCAGAAAACCCGAUUGGAAUGUUAAGGAAAACUAACAGCCCGUAUCACUGGGAAGCUGAAAAGGCAGAAUUGCAACGAAUGGGAAAUGUCCCUAAGUUUACAGAAAAGGUGCCGAGCCCACUGACUGUGAAGAUGCCGCCUACUUCAUUUACUCAGCAACAGCCUCAAACUUAUUCUCCCCAUAUGCAACAUAAUCAACGACAGAAUUAUCCAUAUGGUAAUCAGAAUAAUCAAAUUCCUGAAAGUCCAAUUCACAGACCUGCAGCGCAGUAUGGAAACCAAAUGUCAUCGCCUCCUUUGAAUGGAGCGACGCCUACUAGGGAAAUUUUACAGAGGCAGGAUUCUCAAUUUAAUAAGAGUCCUCAACCGUUUAGCGGGCAGUCUCCAGUCAGCAAUGGGUCAACUUAUUCGCCAACACCGAAUAAUAAUUGGAGGCAACCUGAAAGAAGAGAUUCUCCAGCAAAUAACACCAGUUAUAGUCCACAGUCACCCCAUGUGAACCGAAGUCCAUUCUCACCUAAUGUGCAACAGCAUUCGCCUAAUCAGUAUCAGCCCCCAUCUAAUAAUAAUGGACCAGUUUUCCACACUCUUCCUAGAGCUGGUCAAAGGAACCAAGAUAAUUAUUCUAAUAAUUUACAGGGCAAUAAUACUAUCUAUAAUAAUACUCGAGAAGAUAGCCCUAAAAUUGAUGCUUCGAAUUCUACACCGUGGAGGACAAACACACUUAACAGAAACUCUCGUGAACCCGAAAACUUGCAAGCAAUCUAUCACAACAGCAAGAACAUAAAUCAACAGCCUACAUAUUCGCCUCCCUGGAAAGCAAAUGAGGCAAAUAAUAACACCAAUAACAUUCCUUCUUGGAAGCAAGACAAUCGAUCUCCAGUUGAAACUCAACAGUAUAGUCCACCGUGGGUGCAAGAUACAAACAACAACAAGGUUCAAGACAGUUACAUCCCACCUUGGAAGUCACAGGAAAAUGACAACAGAACCACCACAGCUUUCCAGCCUAAACCAAACCAAACAGAACCGCGAUACCAGUCAAGCAUGUCAAUUCCUGUAACUCCGAAAAAACAGAACCAACAAUCGGAAUAUAACAACACUCAGCCUCAAAAGGAAGUUGUCUAUGUGAACCAAGAACCUGUAUAUUACUGUCCGGAAAGUCCCAAAUCGAUACCGCCGUGGGUGAAAACACAAAAGGAAAAAACGAAGACGCCACCACCCGAAUGGGUUCAAAGACCACUAGAACGGAGAAGUGCACCAAGGGAAUUAGUUACCCCUCCCAGGGAUACAAACCAAGAGCCGGAAUGGGUAAAGAAAAGCAACGAAAUGCAAAGAGGGAUGCGGGAGGUGAUCAGUCCGCCUAAGUACCAACAACCAGUUCAACCGUCUUGGUCCACGCGGCCCUCAGAGAAUCGUAAGAGUCUUCCGAGAGAUAACGCUCCAAAUCAACAAUCUCGAGUAGUUCCUAUUCAAAUGGAGGUGUCAAGUGCAGAGACAAGAGAUCAUGGUAGGCAAGGAAACCAACAACCACAUUUAAGGAUCGUGAUCGGUAUGCAACCAAAUAAUGAACAGAACAAUCAAGGGUCGUACUCUCAACCAACUCAGCGUAUCAUGAGGGUGUUGUCCCCUCAAUUGGUGAGGCUGGAUGAUGGUCCAACUCAGCCGGAAUUACCCUCGUUGAACAGAAGCUUCCAGAACCAGGAAAGUCAGCCGAGGACAAGGAUUAUUCCUAUCCAGAUUGAAGGGGGCAAUGGCGGAGCUAACAAAAGCUUCGGUGGGCGGUACUAGGAGCGGUCUAUGCGAGUCAAAAAGUGUUCUACCACAAAUUUACCCAAGAGGGACCACCACGGCAGUCGAAGGCUUUCAAGGUGUUGCAAAUCAUCACAGGAACACAGGAUUUGGAUGAUAUUCAGGCUAUAGAGAACAAUCAUGGCUAUACAGAUUUAUAGUAUAACAUCAUUUUAUUAAUUUCUAAGAUAAUUUUAAUUGUAUUUUAUGUAUUAACAAAAUUUAUUUUGCUACAAUGCUUACAAAGAUGCCAAUAAGUGCGUGAUAUGAGUUGUGUUAUUUUAAAAUCAAAUAAAAUGAAUAUAUGUAAUAAUAAAAAAGCAGGAUGUUAUUUUUUUUACUUAGAAAAGCCUAAAAGCUUUUUCAUUUUAAAGUAAUUUCCUUGAUCGUUACAUAUACCUGCAAUUUUUAAACAUAAAGUAUAUUUUUUAACAUUGUUAUAUUUGUUCAUCGAUAGAUAAAUCUAUCGCGUAAUUGGAGUCACAACUUCAAAUAGGCCGUUGUAUUCUUGCGAAAAAUUCACGGGUUUUUAAUUUUCAGUUUCUACUUAGUAUUAAAAUAAACCAAACGUUGCUGGUUUAUACAGUAAUUUAUGAUAGUUUCUCGAACGUGCCCUAAUAUGUACAAAUAUUAUUAAUAUAAAUCUAAAUAUCGAAUUAUAACAAUAACCAGAAUGGUGCUACUAAUAACACGGAAUCGGACUCUAUGUAUAUUUAAAAAAUAUAUGAUUACGUUGUUAUUAAAAAAAAUAUGUAAAUACCUAUGUGUAUCUAAAUAAAUUAAACAACAAAAAAAAAUGCUUUUAUUGCGAUUAGUAAUUUUACUAAUGCUCUCAAACACAGCUAGCUUACCAAAGAUUAUUUUUUAACUUAAGUAUUAUGAAAUUAUUUAAGGAAUGAAUUUAAAUUAAGAAAUUUAAUAUAUACGUUUAUCUCUAAAAAUUUAAACCUACUUAGGAAUACAAAAGGAUUCAUAAUUCUCAGGAAUAAAAAAAAUAACCAUAGGAUAAAAAUUUAUCAUAGUAAUAAUGUAGGUAGAACAAUUAUUAAUGUAAAAUGUUAUUAAAUUAUUGACGUUACCAAACUAGAAUAAGGAAUAUGUUAAUUAUAAAGAUAUCCCCGUCCUAUUAACAAAUUACUAAAGCUUCACUUAAUUAUAUACGUAUUUUUAUAUUUAUUUUAUAUUGCUUGUUUUGGUAAAUUUAAAAGGUUAAAAGUAUUUUGUCAAUUAAUUGUUGAUAUAUAAAACGAGUAGUUUCUUAGAUAAUGCAACUUCUUCCUUUAAUGCAAAAUGCUGGCCAAUUUUAAUGUAUGAUGUAAAUUAUUUUUUCUGCAGUGCUUAAAUAUAUAAGGUACCUACUGAAUAUUUAUCAUAUUAAAUACUAGUCCAACUUAUAAAAAAUUCAUGGUUUGAUCAUAAUCACUCGACUAACAAUUAAUUUCCCAAUAAUAAUUCAACUAUAAUUUUAACAAACUUCCCAACUCCUCAAAAAGUUGAUUUUACUUUGUUAUUAACAAAAUUAAUGGUGUUUUCGUAAUAUCAUAUAAACAGUAUUUUUUAUGUUAGAAUAUAUAUAAGACUUCAACUAGAAAGUGUAAAAUAAUAUCAUUUAAAGCAAAACUAAUAUCAUACUGUUAAAAAACCGUUUAAACAUGAAUAGACAUUGAGCAGUUUUUAAAAAACAUUUUUUGCUACUACUAUGUAUUACUAAACAUUUUUAUUUUAAAAAUACGUUGAGAUAUCGACUUAUUUAAUACUGUUUUAUGAUAAAACGAAGAUUUAAGCAGACAAGGGGUGUGGCAAUCUAGUCAGUGUGAUCUUUUAUUUAUAAGUAUAUAAGUAUUUUCUAUUUUAUAUAAGUACUUAUACUGUAAGUUAUAGUUUCUUAUUAUAGGUAUUGUAUAAUUAUUUUAUUAAUGAUUGAAAUAUUAAUUUUCUAAUAAAGGAAGGAAAACUA